This is a messenger RNA of Moneuplotes crassus, 782 nucleotides long. NCBI's taxonomy places the organism in Eukaryota, Ciliophora, Spirotrichea, Euplotida, Euplotidae. The record is from the annotation of a GenBank genome assembly.
GACUAAAAAUUUAAUUAAUAUAAUUUUAACCAGCAAGAUUACCAAUGUGGAACGAUAGCAAUAAGUAUGAUAGAGGUGUCAAUACAUUCUCCCCAGAAGGCCGUAUCUUCCAGAUUGAGUAUGCCUUCGAAGCUGUGAAGAUGGCAGCCACAGCGAUCGGGAUUAGGACAGAAGAAGGCGUUAUUUUAGCAGUAGAGAAAAAGUUACCAUCCAGACUCAUGGAUCCGACUUCUGUAGAGAAAAUUAUGGAAAUUGAUUAUCAUGUUGGAUGUGCCUCUAGUGGAAUUGCAGGUGAUGCAAAGACACUAGCAGAUCAUGCUAGAGUUGAGACUCAGCAGCAUAAGUUCUCCUUCAAUGAGCCUUUGAAGGUUGAAGCUGUUACUCAGUCUAUUGCUGAUCUAGCAACUCAUUUUGGGGAAGGGUCUGAAGGAAUGAAAGAUAAACCCAUGUCUAGGCCAUAUGGAGUAAGUCUCCUCGUUGCAGGAUGUGACGAAGAUGGACCUCAACUGUUUGUAACUGACCCAGCUGGAACUUACUUAAAAUACAAAGCCUGAGCUAUUGGUUCAGCUGCUGAAGGAGCUCAAGCUUAUAUAAAAGAAAGCUACAAAGAUGAUAUGACUUUAAAAGAGGCUGAAAAGUUAUCUCUCCAAGUUCUAAAGAACGUAAUGGAGGAAAAGAUAGAUCAACACAAUGUAGAAGUUGCCUCUGUUGAGAAGGAAACUGGCAAGUUCAGAAUAUACAGAACAGCAGAAGUCAAUGAUAUUAUUGAUACGCUUUCAUAA